Pan troglodytes (chimpanzee) is the source of this 5421-nucleotide messenger RNA. RefSeq names its product major facilitator superfamily domain containing 9 (gene SLC67A2). Gene Ontology annotation, molecular function: transmembrane transporter activity. The transcript is spliced from 6 exons. Lineage: Eukaryota; Metazoa; Chordata; Mammalia; Primates; Hominidae. The coding region runs from base 383 to 1624 and encodes 413 amino acids. The record is from RefSeq and is a predicted model, not a curated record. Gene Ontology annotation, biological process: transmembrane transport. Gene Ontology annotation, cellular component: membrane.
CUCCUGCUUCCGCUCGGGGCGGGGCUGGGCUCCCGGGGUCGGUCCGCGGCUGCUGCUGCGUCCGACCCCCGGCCGGCGCGGGUAUGGAGCUUGGGGGUCACUGGGACAUGAACUCGGCCCCGAGGGUGGUCUCGGAGACCGCAGAGCGGAAACAGGAGCGGAAGACAGGAACCGAGGCGGAGGCUGCCGACUCCGGUGCCGUCCGAGCCCGCCGCUUCCUGCUCUGUCUCUACUUGGUGGGCUUCUUGGUGAGUGCGAGCGUGGGGGCUGGGAGCAAGUGCUGACUGUGUUCGGGCCUGGGGACCCAGGCGGUUCUUGGAGCUUCCGGGGAGCUCCCAGGGAGUGGGAACCCGCAGCCCGCCUGGAUUUGUUUGGUGUCAGCAUGGUUGUGCCUUUAUUGAGCCUUCAUGUCAAGUCCCUUGGAGCAAGUCCAACAGUUGCUGGAGUAGUAGGCUCCUCCUAUGGCAUUUUGCAACUGUUUUCUAGCACAUUGGUGGGCUGCUGGAGCGAUGUAGUGGGAAGACGGUCUUCCUUGCUGGCAUGCAUUCUAUUCAGUGCCCUGGGCUAUCUCCUUCUCGGAGCAGCCACCAAUGUGUUUCUGUUUGUCCUGGCUAGAGUCCCGGCAGGUAUUUUUAAACACACUCUCUCCAUCUCAAGGGCUCUACUUUCUGAUGUGGUUCCAGAGAAGGAACGGCCGCUUGUAAUCGGACACUUCAACACAGCCUCCGGUGUGGGCUUCAUCUUGGGCCCCGUGGUCGGUGGCUAUCUCACUGAAUUAGAGGAUGGGUUUUAUCUCACAGCCUUCAUCUGCUUUUUGGUCUUCAUUCUCAAUGCUGGUCUCGUUUGGUUCUUUCCAUGGAGGGAAGCAAAACCGGGCAGUACAGAGCAGGGCCUGCCAUUGCGAAAGACCCAUGUGCUGUUGGGAAGGAGCCAUGAUGCAGUGCAGGAGGCAGCCACCAGCCGCGGAGCCAGGGCCAGCAAGAAGGCUGCCCGGCCCUGGGUCGAAGUAGUGUUGGCCUUGCGGAACAUGAAGAACCUGCUGUUUUCCGAAAUGUGGGACAUAUUUCUGGUGCGCUUGCUGAUGGCCAUGGCAGUCAUGCUGUACUACAGUAACUUUGUCCUGGCCCUGGAGGAGCGCUUUGGGGUGCGGCCCAAGGUGACAGGCUACCUCAUCAGUUACAGCAGCAUGCUGGGGGCCGUGGCCGGCCUUGCCCUGGGGCCGAUCCUACGGCUGUACAAGCACAACUCGCAGGCACUGCUGCUGCAUUCCAGCAUACUCACCUGCACACUGCUGCUGCUCUACUCCUUGGCCCCCACCAUGGGUGCAGUUGUCCUCUCCUCCACUCUCCUGUCCUUCUCCACUGCCAUCGGCAGGACGUGCAUCACGGACCUCCAGCUGACCGUGGGCGGGGCCCAGGCCAGCGGCACCCUUAUUGGCGUGGGGCAGUCUGUGACUGCAGUGGGCCGCAUCAUCGCCCCUCUCCUCUCGGGGGUUGCCCAGGAGGUCAGCCCUUGCGGCCCCCCCAGCCUGGGCGCUGCGUUAGCCUUAGUGGCCAUUUUCAUAAUGUCUCUAAACAAGCGACACUCUAGUGGUGAUGGGAAGAGUAAAUUAAAAAGUGAGUAGAUGGAUUUGGACAACGUAAAGCAACAAAAUUUGAGGUGGUUGAAUGAGGGCCGGAGGCCAUGAUGAAAAGGGCACUUUGGAAAGGGUUGGGGUGGAAGGGAAAUAUUUCCGGGUGGGUGUGAGCUGUUGGGCUUCCAGGUCAGCUCUUGGCCAUGCAGCCAUGCCUGCAGGAUGAUCAGAAGUCACGGCACCUCGUGGCAAGGUUAAGACUGGAGCAAAGCUUUUCCAAGGUGAGCGUAUUCAGCGCUUACCUGGAAGUCUCUUCUUCCCACCUGGGCUAAUCAGGUUACAAUUUUCAGGGGUAAACAAACUACCAGCUACAGGAUAGGGAAGUGGUGGUGGAAUAAGAGAACAUAAUAAGAUACAUGGGGGAAGGGAAGAAACCACAAGCAUUUUCCUACUGAAAAAUAGGGUGACAUGUCAGUCAAAUUCUGAUCAACUGGAACUUGAGUUUCCAGUUAAAUUCCAUACACUAGGAGGGAGUUUUCUAUCAAAAUCCUGCAGAUUGAAGAAGCUGGUUUAUUAGAACCAGCCUGUCGCUUUUCAAAGCUGCUUAAAAAUAAGAUACUGACCUCACCCCUAGAGAUGAUUCAGUGGGCCUGGGUGGGGCCAAGAAAUCCGUGGUGUUUUGUAAGCACUGCUGGCGAUUUCUCAUGGCAGUAAAGACCACACUGCGACUGCACUGAUUUUGAUUAAAGUACAUAGGCUUGGCUGUUUUUACACAGCUAACUAAAUUUGGACUCUUAAAAUUGUGUUUGUAAUCACAAUGUGUUACACCUUUCCCAGCUUUCAGCAGUUGUACUGCAUGAUGGAGCAGCGGGCCCUUGGGACCUGUUCCCUGUGCUCCCUGCCUCUGAGAGCCCAGCUUGCUCUGAAGUUGGACUAAACCACUUAGAUGCUGAGGUUGCCAGCCUGCUCCUGGAAGCCUGCAUUCCAGUCAGGUUGCAUCCUUCUGGUGCUGACAGAACCCAGUGGUGAAGCCAAAGCACAGGAAUGCUUUUAAAAUGAACAGUUUAUGCAGAAUAAGGGUCAGGUGUCAUGCCAGACCAGAACUUGAUGCUACUCUGUCUUGUGUUAAGAAUCAUUUCCUGGCCAGGCUCGGUGGCUCACGCCUGUAAUCCCAGCACUUUGAGAGGCUGAGGCAGGUGAAUCACUUGGUCAGGAGAUGGAGACCAUCCUGGCUAACGUGGUGAAACCCCGUCUCUACUAAAAAUACAAAAAAAUUAGCCGGGCGUGAUGGCAGGCGCCUGUAGUCCCAGCUAUUCGGGAGGCUGAGGCAGAAUGGCGUGAACCUGGGAGGCGGAGCUUGCGGUGAGCCAAGAUUGUGCCACUGCUCUCCAGCCUGGGCGACAGAGUGAGACUCUGUCUCAAAAAAAAAAAGAAUCAUUUCCUUUAUUUUUAGUUUCACGCCUGCAAACACAAGCGUUCUGUUGAUCAACGGAAAUAUUUUGAUGUGCCAUUUCUUGUCUAAACAAGUUUCAUAUACAGCACCGAGGGGGCCACGAGAGGCAGAGGCCCAGACAGAAGGUGAACAUAGCCUUGCAGGGAGACAUAUGCCAGGCAGGAUGACCAUUGGGAUUGCAUCAAGUAUUAAUCAGUUACUUAAGGGCUUCCUGUCAGACAGUUGAAGUUCACAUUCCUUUUACUUUUCUUAAUUAGUCCACUAGGAUGGUAUGCCUGUUUUCAACUUAACACAUGCAUCCUUUUAAAUAUUUUAGUACGCUACAGUAAUUUGUCAUAUCUUUAAUAUUUAUUGUUUGUAAAGCAGUAAACAUUUCUGUAUUUUAGAAGUCAUGGAGUAAAAUCAAAUAUUUAUGAUAAAUAAUUGGAAGUAUGCUUUAGUUUGAAGAUUGUCCUUUUUCCUAUCUUGCUGCAAGGAAAAAUGGACUUCUGAUUAGGUUUUACAAUUGUGAACUUUUAUGUAAAUGUUAAGUGCUUUCGAGGAGACCAAACUAUUAUUAAUAUAUAAAAUGGCCUUGCCCUUAAGGAGCAAAUUAAAUGUCAUGGAGAUUAGACUCAAAAGGCAAUAAAUAAUCGAGGGUUUAUGCAAUGAAAUAGAAUUUCAGAAGAGUUUGGAUCUCAAAGAUUGUCCUUCACUCUCAGAAAUAGGCAAGUUUCUUAAAAGCCCUUAUAGUCGUGUUUUUAUUUUAAAAAUCGUAGCACUUUAUUUUUGAAGUUUAAAAAGCCCAUAAGCUUAAUGAGUCUUUAUAAUCAGACACAUGGAAAUAUAGAAAACCAAAGACUGAUCUUAGAAUAUAGAGUAGAGAGACAUGUUUGUUAUUAUCCGCUAGUGACUUUAGUAUUUUGUUAUGUGAUGUUUUUUAGGUGCACCUUUUCUCAUGACUCCUUUUACUUUAUCUAAUGUCUUCCUCUUUAAAGUGUGACCCAGAGACCAGUAGCAUCAGCAUCACCUGGGAGCUUGUGAGACCUGUGAACACUGAAGCUCCAGCUCAGACAUGUUGGGGACCAUUUUAAUAAGAUACCUAGCUGAUUUUUUGCACAGCAAACUUUGAAAACCCCUGGUCUAAUGGGUAGUAUUUGUAUCACUUAUGGAAUAUAAUCUCAGGGAAAUUAAAUCUGCUCAAUUAACAUUUGUGGUGUUUCAUUUUUUAAAUUCUCUUGAGUAACUUCUGUAGCCCUUUCCAGUGUCAGGUUGAGCCACAUGAAGUUGCUAUUUUUGUAAGUCAAAAAUAUCUUCAUAGGGUUCAACUCACUAUUCUAUGGAAUCUUAUUUUAGAAGUAUUGAACCUUCCUGAAAUGUCUGUGAAGGAAGUGUCACCCUUUCCAACACUCUGCCAGCCAUAACUGCUUGGGAACAGGUCUCCGGGAUUUGGGUUCCAUAGAGCGGAAGGUAGGCCUCUGCCCUCAUGUCUAGAGGGAUGAAUAACAUUCUGAAAAGGUGCAGGGUGUGUCUGGUCACAGGCGUCACCUGCGAGGCUCCAAACUCAGGCUGGACGGCCCCUUGGGGAGUGAAUUCUGCAAGAGUUGCACCUGGGGCCAACAGAAGGUGCUGGAAUCACUGAUUCUGUAUCCCGGCUACAUGCCUUAGACCACAGGAACCAGACUGAAGCACCACAGGUGUUUCUGUGAACAUCUGGAGUUGGGAAUCACUGAGUUAGAUCAAGAAUGGAUUCGGCUGCCAUGCUCGGGUUGAGAUUGUAUUCACGGGUGAAGGGGAAUGACGGAAGAAUUCCUGCGGUAAAGUGCUCUGAAGACACUCCUGUUUUAGAAAGAGCUCUCUAGCCGCAGCGAGGAGGAUUAACUGGAGGCCCAAGGAGUAGUCUGGACUUCGGGGCAGUAACUUUAGGGGGGCCCUGAGGGAGAGCUGGUCGGGAGGACAGGGACAGCAGGCAGAGGUUGUGGCCCUCAGGGCAAUCGCAGGAGAGGUUGUGAAUAAUUCCCAGGUGAUGAGUGUGCAGCUUUGAGGAAUUUCAAAGGGUUGCUUGGCGUCUUUUCCUGAAGACACUUCUAUAAGGUAUUUAGAAAUCUAUCAGGAGUGAGAAUCAGUCCAGUCAGAAAAUUUUAGGCAUUUGGGCAACUGCAUUCAGAAAACAGCUGUUUAUUUGGAAUGCAUAAUAAAAGCCAUGAGACUGAAUCUCCAUGCCUCUUUGCCUCCUAGUAGCCAUCAAGAAGUCCCUAAAACAGGGUUACCACAGAUUUAGCCAGGAUGAUGUGUAACAGCUUUUCUUGGAACAGGUUGAUGGAUUAAAAUAACUUUUUUUCAGCCCUAAUGUUUUUUUCUUGAAUUUGCCAGUCACAUGAUAAUUUUCUUCAAAAAUAAAACUUUAUAAUUGUAA